Molecule: messenger RNA, 774 nt
Organism: Musa acuminata AAA Group (dessert banana)
Lineage: Eukaryota; Viridiplantae; Streptophyta; Magnoliopsida; Zingiberales; Musaceae
Product: STOREKEEPER protein-like
Exons: 1
Coding region: 1-774 (257 amino acids)
Biological process (GO): regulation of DNA-templated transcription
Cellular component (GO): nucleus
Source: RefSeq, a predicted model, not a curated record
AUGCCCGGAGAUCCUUCCCCCGAUGACCCCAAGGACCGGCGGAAGCGAAAGGCAGGGGGCCCGGCCGCCGAGGAUUCUCCUGGUGCCGGAGCCGCGAGAUCCAAUCCUGGCCAGCGGCGGGUGGUGGAUGACGAUUCCGUGGCGCUUCUCCGGGGAGUCCUCGAGUUCCGCCACCGGACGGGCCUACUGCCGACGAAAUCAAACAUGCCUGCAUUAUACGAAUCCGUAAGCCGCUGGCUUCGCGCUCCCCUCACCCAGUACCAGCUCUACAACAAGCUCCGCCACCUUCGCCACAAGUUCAGCCAGACCGCCGCCAGCGGCCACGGCCCCCAUGACGGCAUCCUCCAUGAACUUGCCGCCAAGAUCUGGCCGGCGGACGAGGAAAAGAUGGACAAGAAAGAGGAGGAUAAGAAGCAGCAGCAGGAGAAUGACACUGAUGAUGAUGAGCAUGAGGAACAGGCGGAGAGUCAGGACGCGGAGAUGGAACGGGAAGAUGAGCACGAGGAGAAGGAAGGCCGAGACGAGGAAGAGCAGCGAGGUGGAUGCGAGUCCUACCCAUAUUUGGCUCAUGCAGCAGCGGAGCAUUGGAAAGCUCAUAGCUUGUCAAACGCAUCGUUGGAGGUGGGUCUGAAGCUUCUGAAUCCUUCGAAGGCAAAAGCUUUGGAGGGGAAGUGGAAGAGGCUGUUGGAUGAUGAGAUGAAGUUCCAGGCGGAUUGGUUCAAGGCGUGCAGGGACAUCUUCGCGUUGUUGAAUGAGUCGCAUAAGGGUAUGUAG